CACAACUCAAACCAAGCACCAUGCGCACUACAAUUUCUACGAUCAUUGCUAUCCUCGGGGCUACAGCUUUGGCUGAAGGCAGAACUCAUGGGUCUGUUCUAGCCCCGCGUCAUUAUCUAUACAGUCGUCCGAGAGAUGCCUUCGAUCUAGUAAGCGACAUGUUUUCUAUACCCUAUUUCAAUCAAGACAUACUGCCUUCGCAGUCAAACACUUUCCUGCGCCAAAUGCAUUCGCAGCUUGAUAGAGCGGCUCGUUCCGAGACGCCCCGGUACGAUGUAUAUCAGGAUCCUGAAACCGGAAUGAUUGAAAUGACAAUGGAAGUCCCUGGAAUUCACGCUAGAGACCUCACUGUGGAACUUGAGAAUAAAAGGCUUCUAAGAAUCAAAGGAUCCCGCAAAUCGAGGCAAAAUGGAUCGCUUCAAGAGUCAACUUUUGAGCAGUCGUUCCAAAUUGACGAAAAUGUCGAUCCCGACAACUUGAAGGUGACUCUUUCCGCUGGAAUUUUGCGGAUUCAAGCUCCAAAGAAAGAACGCCUCGUCAAGCGCCUCGACAUCGCCACCACUGGAGAGGAAGCGAGCUUGAUGGUAGAGUCGAAGGCGGAUGCAGUACAUGACGAGUCAAAAGAAAAAACCGUGGACGGUCUUGAGAUCUCGACCGAGGAUCUUGUGUAGCUCAGGCCACUGGACAAAGGAGCCAUUAGAUUUAAGAUUCUUUGCUUAAACGCUUAGUAGAAGUAUUGUUAGAUGAC
Phaeodactylum tricornutum CCAP 1055/1 is the source of this 748-nucleotide messenger RNA. RefSeq names its product HSP20 (gene HSP20). The transcript has a single exon. Gene Ontology annotation, biological process: response to salt stress; protein complex oligomerization; response to hydrogen peroxide. NCBI's taxonomy places the organism in Eukaryota, Bacillariophyta, Bacillariophyceae, Surirellales, Neidiaceae. Bases 21 to 671 code for a protein of 216 amino acids. The record is from RefSeq and is a predicted model, not a curated record.